UCGUAUAACUCGUCUUCGUCGUACCAAUUUCGUACACAUAACCUCUGAAUUUUAAAUAGAAAAGUUUAAUGUUAAUUUUUUAGUAUACAGUUUAUUAUAAUACAUUGUUCAUUUCCUAUUUGACAAAAGUUACCAAACGUUUGGUUAAGAAAUUAGACUAAAUAAUUGCGUUUUCACUGCUGAGGGUAACAUAAAGGUCUACCGGUUUUUAGUUCAAUUGUAUUUUUAAGGUGAAAGUUACUUAAUUUACAUCAAGAUGUCUGCUGCUAUGCCAAUAAAUCCAAAACCAUUCCUUAAUGGUCUCACAGGAAAAGCAGUCAUAGUAAAACUAAAAUGGGGCCACGAAUAUAAAGGCUACCUUGUUUCGGCUGAUGGAUAUAUGAAUUUACAAUUGGCCAAUACUGAAGAAUAUAUUGAAGGAAAACCUACAGGUACCUUAGGGGAAGUACUUGUCAGGUGUAACAAUAUUUUAUAUAUCAGAGGUGCGGAGGAUGAUGAUGAAGAGGGAGAAAUGAGGGAAUAACAUGUAGUUUUUUGUGUAUAAGUUAUAGUUUAAUCACACUCAUACUUUCAUAUUGAAAUGUCAAAACAUUUUUUUAUUAUUUAUAAAUGUAUGGAUGAAACAAAGAACUUUGGUGUACUGUGUAGGUUUAAUAACUCUGUUGGUAACUGUUUAUAUGAUUAAUUAUUUUGAAAAUAUAAAAUAUGUUCAGGCCUUAUCUUAACUAAAAUGUAAUAGUCCUUACAUACCCCUUUUCUUACCUAGUCUUAAGAAGAAGACAAUUUAAUAUGCAGAUAUGUAUUUGUAAUAUUUUAUAUGUAGAUUAAUUUUAGGUUAGGUAAGGUUGUAUUACAUUCAUA
This is a messenger RNA of Diabrotica balteata, 861 nucleotides long. Lineage: Eukaryota; Metazoa; Arthropoda; Insecta; Coleoptera; Chrysomelidae. The record is from the annotation of a GenBank genome assembly.